Messenger RNA from Neospora caninum, 1479 nucleotides. RefSeq lists its product as hypothetical. The record is from RefSeq and is a predicted model, not a curated record. Lineage: Eukaryota; Apicomplexa; Conoidasida; Eucoccidiorida; Sarcocystidae. The coding region runs from base 1 to 1479 and encodes 492 amino acids. The transcript has a single exon.
AUGAACUGGCCGAGUAUGGAAGAGCAAGCUGGCAAGAAAGAAGAGCAGCUGACGGAAAGUCAAACGCCUUCUUCUUGGUCACCUGCCAUGUCUCCGCGUUCUUCGAGUAGAGCGUCUUCCCCUCCCAGCUCCCAGAAAUUAUUUGUUUGUUCGGAGGUUUUUGGAGGGACAACACCUACUUGUCUAACUGCAGCUAGCCGCAGUCAUAUCCCCAUCCAGGAAAGGUGCGCAGGUAACCGGCAUGACUCACCGGGGACUGGAACAGCACUACCACCCAGAGACGCAGCAAGAACUGAAUCUGGUCCAGAAAGCGAAGAUUGUGUUAGAAGAUCUGUUCGCAAAGACAAUUUGCCUCGUACGGGGUUGUUUGCGGUGGCGGGGGUCCAUGCUGCAGAACUUACACAUCUGAGAAGGCUCCCCAAUGGCCACUACCGGCGUGUGGGCAGACCGAGGUACAGGUCAGGGGACGAGGGGCUUUUCGAGGAUCCACUUUCACGAAGCUUUCACAGACUGAAAAACUGUACUUGUUGCGUGGCAGAGGAUGCGUCUCACAUGCUCAUUUCUCCGAAGUUGUCAGCAUCCGUCCGGGGAAAUGGAAAUCAUGGAGAGAAGAAGUGUCGGAACUGUCAUAUUUUAGAAGGAAAGCUCAAAGAUAUACUAGACGGGGAAAGGGAGGUGCCAAGCAGGAAACAAUCAGAAAAAGAAACCAAUUCGGUCAACCGUCUGAAAGAAAAGGUUGAACAGUUGAAAGAGGCACUUCGGGUAGCGGACCAGCGAAUUGCCGCACAGAAACAGGUUGAGCGGAAGUCUAUGGAAAACAUCGAUGCUUUGAGGAAAAUAUUGCAUACACUCGAGGAAACUCAAACCACGGGUGGAGGUCUGGACACUGACAUAAAGCAGAUGAAUAAUCAACUAAACGAUCAAGAGAAAGCUCUUCGGGAGGAGGGGUUUGCCACGAACGUCGCCACGGAAGACAUCGGAGUUCAGACUAAGACCGUCGGAGUCGUUUUUUUCAGCGAUCCUAAGCUCAAAGGCGGCAUGUUCGUUCAGAUGUUGCAGGGGUCAGAGCGCAGAACCAUGGCUUUGAGGGUUGACUAUGCACUCCGUCUUCUUGUGCUAACUAGACGGGAUACCAUAAAGUUCAUUCCUGUUUUAGACGUUGUUCGCAUAGUAACAACGUCUGAAAAACUACGCCGAUUGCUGGAGAAAGAGGGUAAUUAUAGGCAAGAUGUACGAGACGAAGAACUCAACCGCAUCGUGGCUUUCUUCGUGGAAGCAGGGAAAUCUUCGUUACCGCUCUUUAUUGUGUUACCUUCGGAGCACCUUCGGAACACCCUUGUUGCGCAUGUAACUCAGCUCCGGUUCUCGGCGGAGGUGGAGAGGGGCCAUUUAACUGACAAGGGUUUCCAUGGCGAACAUCUCACGGACGGCUGGCUCGACGAUGAGAGAGGAAAGAAAUAUGGAGAGAGCCCGCCAUAA